AUGUUAUUAUCUAAAUAUUUUUUACCUGUUUUGAAAGAAUUGCCCGCAGAAGCGCAAGUGAUUUCUCAUCGCUUAAUGUUAAGAAGUGGAAUGAUCAGACGACAAGCGUCUGGCAUUUAUAGUUGGUUACCUUUGGGUUUACAGGUCUUACAAAAUAUUAUCAAUAUUGUUAAUCACAAUAUGAAUAAGGUAGGUAGUCUUGAGAUAUUAAUGCCCUGCAUUCAGCCAGCUUCCUUGUGGAUAGCAUCAGGCAGAUUUGAAAAUUAUGGGAAGGAAAUGUUAAAAUUUCAGGACCGACAUGAUAAUACCCUAUUAUUUGGGCCUACUAAUGAAGACAUGAUUACUGAGAUUUUUAAGAAUAAUAUUAAGUCUUACAAAGAUUUACCUAAAAAUCUAUACCAUAUUCAGUGGAAAUUUCGUGAUGAAAUUAGGCCAAGAUUUGGCGUGAUGCGCGCUAGAGAAUUUUUAAUGAAAGAUGCCUAUUCUUUUGAUAUAGAUCAAGCUAGUGCGGUGCAGCACUAUAAUAAUAUGUACCUUGCUUACCUACAAACUUUUCGUGAUAUAGGGCUUAAUGUUAUUCCAGUAUUAGCGGAUAAUGGGCCUAUAGGAGGUAACUUGAGUCAUGAGUUUCAUAUUCAAACAGAAAAUGGUGAGAGUACUAUUUUUUAUGAUAAAAAAUUCUUAAAUUUAAUUAAUUCUAAAAGUUUAGAUAUUGAAAAAAUACAGUCUUUAUAUGCAGUAGCAGAAGAAAAACACGAUCCAACUAAAUGCUCUUUAGCUCCCGAAGAGCUGGCUAGUAGUAAGAGCAUUGAAGUAGGGCAUAUUUUUUAUAUUGGCAGCAAAUAUUCAAAAGUAAUGAACGCAGUAGUAAAUGACAAGCAUGGUAAUUUGGUACCAAUAGAAAUGAGUUCUUACGGUAUUGGUAUUUCUAGGUUAGUAGCUGCUAUUAUUGAAGCUAGCCAUGACGAUAAGGGUAUCAUAAGGCCUAUAAAUAUUGCCCCUUUUUGUGUCUCAAUACUAAAUUUGAAUAUAUUGGAUAGUAAAUGUAAUGAAUUAUCACGAAACUUAUAUGCUCAGUUAAAAACCAAUAAUAUCACAGUAUUAUAUGAUGAUACUGAAGAGAGGGUGGGGAGUAAAUUUGCAACCCACGAUUUGAUAGGCUCCCCGUAUCAAGUAAUUAUCGGUCCUAAAGGCGCGAUAAAAAACAUCGUCGAGCUAAAGAACCGUAAAACUGGUAAUAUAGAAGAGUUGGACAUAGAGGUAGUGUGCGGUAAAAUUAUAAGUUGCCUUAAUUAA
Messenger RNA from Didymodactylos carnosus, 1296 nucleotides. Lineage: Eukaryota; Metazoa; Rotifera; Eurotatoria; Philodinida; Philodinidae. The record is from the annotation of a GenBank genome assembly.